AAUAUCACCAAAGAAGAAGAAGAAGCGGGGGAGGGUGACGAGGACCGGAAAUCGCCAUUUUCCCGUUCAGCAGUAACAGAGGAAAGAUCGAGAAACGUCUACGAGGUAAGCCAAGAUGGGGAAUUUUUCAAGCCUCUUUAAGGGACUGUUCGGGAAAAAAGAGAUGCGGAUUCUGAUGGUAGGACUGGAUGCUGCUGGUAAAACUACCAUACUGUACAAGCUCAAACUGGGAGAAAUUGUUACCACUAUUCCUACCAUUGGAUUUAAUGUGGAGACUGUAGAGUUUAAGAACAUCAGUUUUACGGUUUGGGAUGUUGGUGGUCAGGACAAGAUCAGACCUCUUUGGAGGCAUUAUUUCCAGAACACACAGGGUCUGAUCUUUGUAGUGGACAGCAAUGACAGGGAGCGAGUGGGGGAAGCGAAGGAAGAGCUAAUGCGAAUGCUGGCUGAAGAUGAGCUGAGGGAUGCAGUGCUGCUUGUGUUUGCUAAUAAACAGGACCUGCCCAACGCCAUGAAUGCAGCCGAGAUCACUGACAAGCUGAGCCUUCACUCCCUCCGUCAUCGUAACUGGUACAUCCAGGCCACAUGCGCUACCAGUGGCGAUGGGCUCUAUGAGGGUCUGGACUGGCUUUCAAGCCAGCUAAGAAACGCAAAGUGAUCAAUUGCUCCACGUUCUCCAUCCGUCGGCUCUAUCUGCAGUGUUUAUGGGAGGCUGCACUGGGCAUGUACUUGUUAACUCUCAUUUUUCUUCUGUUUCCUGACGUUUUUAUAUUUGUUUUGGAGCUUUGGCCAGUGUGCCCCAACAUCAGUGUACUGUAUGUGUGUGUUUGUAUAAAUAUUUUGGAAUGAACGGAUGUGUAUGUGCGAGCUACGUGGGAGCAGUCCUGCUGUGCCUUGAACACAGUUGACUCUCAAUCACCUUUCAUUCCUCCAGUGCCAGCACACCCAAAGGCUGCGGGUACUUGCAAAGCGAAAAGCAACGCACGAUGCUUAGUGCUCCGUCCUCGUAAAAGAAUGUCUAAGAAAAAAAAAAACGGUAACAAAUACAUUUAUUACACAUCUGGCACACUAGAGCCUCUUAGUUUAUGUACCUCACUAAGGUGCACUGUUUUGUCAUCAGACAACCUGGAUGAUAAAUGUGGUCUGCACAGUUUGAAGAUUUAAAAGAUCAAUCUUAAAAAAGCAGCUUUGGUUUUAUUUUAACUCAAUAUUUUGCAGGUUCUAGUGACCAGAAUGUAACUGGAUCUAAUGCCAAUUUAUGUGGGAAAGUCUGAAUGGAGGAAAUAUUACAUAUAGCUUUGGACCUCAUUUGUCUUUGAAUUGGAUCAUACUUGUUGUCUCAUGUGAAAGAUCAAAAGGUCCGCUGUGCCUGGAUCUGGUAACGGCAAUAAAUGUUGCAGCGCAUGUUUACAUAUAUAGAGGAGUGUUAACUAUUGCAUGGUUUGUAUCCUUGAGGCCUGUGCGGCUUUGAGCUCCACAGAGCCAACUGCUAUGUCAGCUUUCUCCCACUCUGGCUUUUUAUUUAGAAGUAGGCUUAAUUUGCUCUUGUAAGUACGGUAGUCUAUUGGCUAGUGUCUGUUGUUUUUAACUAUGCUAUUAUUAUUAUUAUUAUUACGUAUGGCCUGUUUAAUCUUAGUCGGAGCUGCUGGUUUCUGUCCUUUUGAGUAAAAUCUUUUUGGACCAAAUUGUUUGCAAAUUGGAUUUGUCUGCAAGUUGUUUGCAAGUUCCUUUUUUCAUUAUUGAUGUGUUUGAUGGUACAUGUUGAAUCGGAAGUGUAUGAAUCAGCCUUACAAAUACAUAUUUAGCGCUUCUUGCUUCAGGGCAGAGUACUUCCUCUGUUUAUUUACAAGAAAUAGUUCACCCCAUAUUUUACAACCCCACCAGCUUGCACAAUACAGACUUGUGUGAUGACAGCUGUUUAUCUCUCAGCCAUGGCAGUGAACUCACAUGCAGUAACACUCUCCAUCGCUCUACACCAGCAUAUAGUCGAAUGUGAAGGUUAGGAAGCCAGAUUAGUCACAUGUAUUUGCCCCUCAUGUAUUCAGCUAUGGGAAAUAAAACCAACCUUGAACAGUACACACUGAGUGAGGAUGACUGCACAGUUUUGUUACACUGACCUCAGAAGGGAGCUUUGGGUUCCCGUUUUUUGUUUUUCUAUAACUGGACAUUUAGAUGUUUUGAGUUUUUUUUAGUUGUAAUGAA
Messenger RNA from Cyprinodon variegatus (sheepshead minnow), 2202 nucleotides. It is a transcript of the gene arf2a, whose product is annotated as ADP-ribosylation factor 1-like. NCBI's taxonomy places the organism in Eukaryota, Metazoa, Chordata, Actinopteri, Cyprinodontiformes, Cyprinodontidae. Gene Ontology annotation, cellular component: cytoplasm; plasma membrane. The record is from RefSeq and is a predicted model, not a curated record. Gene Ontology annotation, biological process: vesicle-mediated transport; intracellular protein transport. Gene Ontology annotation, molecular function: GTPase activity; GTP binding. Bases 116 to 658 code for a protein of 180 amino acids. The transcript has 5 exons.